Messenger RNA from Papilio machaon (common yellow swallowtail), 1038 nucleotides. RefSeq names its product meiotic recombination protein DMC1/LIM15 homolog (gene Dmc1). The transcript is spliced from 5 exons. Gene Ontology annotation, cellular component: nucleus; condensed nuclear chromosome. Gene Ontology annotation, molecular function: double-stranded DNA binding; single-stranded DNA binding; ATP-dependent DNA damage sensor activity. The record is from RefSeq and is a predicted model, not a curated record. Bases 19 to 1038 code for a protein of 339 amino acids. NCBI's taxonomy places the organism in Eukaryota, Metazoa, Arthropoda, Insecta, Lepidoptera, Papilionidae. Gene Ontology annotation, biological process: mitotic recombination; DNA repair; DNA strand invasion.
AACUUAUAAAGAAACAAAAUGAUUGAUCAAGCACUCGAUGAUCAUAUUUCCGAAAACGAAGAAGAAGAAAAUUUAUUUCAAGAUGUAGAUAUAUUACAAAAACACGGGAUUAAUGUUGCAGACAUAAAAAAAUUAAAAGGUGCGGGAAUUUGCACGAUCAAAGGCGUUCAAAUGACAACAAAAAAGAAAUUAUGUAAUAUUAAAGGAUUUUCUGACACUAAAGUAGAAAAAAUAAAGGAAGCAUGUCAAAAAGUUGUCGCACUUGGCUUUAUGACAGCUUUGGAAGUUAGUGAUCGUCGCAAACAAGUAUUUAAAAUUAGCACAGGAAGUAUCGACUUAGAUAAACUACUUGGUGGCGGGAUAGAGUCGAUGGCUAUAACGGAAGUGUUUGGAGAGUUCCGUACGGGUAAAACUCAACUUUCGCACACUCUAUGUGUUACGUCACAAAUACCCAAUUCAUCAGGCUAUCAUGGAGGGAAGGUCAUGUUUCUUGAUACAGAACACACUUUUCGUCCCGAUAGAUUACGACCAAUAGCUGACAGAUUUAACUUGGAUCAAAACGCAGUUUUAGACAACGUGCUCUAUGCCAGAGCAUACACAUCUGAACAUCAGGCAGAGUUGUUAGACUACGUAGCGGCGAAGUUCUACGAAGAGGCCGGUGUCUUUAAGCUGCUAAUCAUCGAUUCCAUAAUGGCGCUGUUCCGGGUCGACUUCUCCGGUCGCGGGGAGCUCGCUGACAGGCAACAGAAAUUGGCACAAGUUCUCUCCAGACUACAAAAGAUAUCAGAAGAAUACAAUGUAGCAGUUUUCAUAACGAAUCAAAUGACCGCCGACCCUGGUGCGACAAUGUCAUUUCAAGCGGACCCGAAGAAGCCCAUAGGGGGUAAUAUUUUAGCGCAUGCGUCAACUACAAGAAUUUCUCUGAGAAAAGGCAGAGGUGAGAACAGGAUCGCAAAAAUCUACGAUUCACCCGACCUACCUGAAAGCGAAGCAACAUUUGCUAUAACCAACGGAGGUGUUUCUGACGCCAAAGACUAA